GGGAAGACCGCGAGCGGCGAGCAGCCCUCCGCCGCGGCCAGAGCCGCCUCGGUCGCCGCGGACUCCACAUUCCAACGUCGCUGUGCUGCCGGUCUUGCAAACCAGUGCGAGUGACUGACUGACCGUCUUCUACCCGUGCGACACUAAAUAAACCAUCACCAUGUCUGACGAAGAAGAAUACUCUGGCUCCGAGGAGGAGGAAGUUGAAGAAGAAGUUCCGGAGACGAAACCCGCCCCUAAACCAGAGAGUAGACCAUCGAUCGCGGGUGAGGGAGAUCCAGAAUUCAUCAAGCGUCAGGAUCAGAAGCGGUCGGAUUUGGACGAGCAGUUGAAGGAAUACAUCAACGAAUGGCGCAAACAGCGAGCCAAGGAAGAGGAGGAGCUCAAACGCCUCAAGGAGAAGCAGGCUAAGCGCAAGGUAUCCCGCGCUGAAGAAGAAAAGCGUCUCGCCCAAAAGAAGAAGGAAGAAGAAGAAAGGAGAGUUCGCGAGAUUGAGGAGAAGAAACAGCGCGACAUUGAGGAGAAGAGGCAACGGCUGGAGGAAGCCGAGAAGAAGCGCCAAGCUAUGCUGCAGGCGAUGAAGGAGUCCAGCAAGACCGGACCCAACUUCACCAUUCAAAAGAAGAGCGAUAACUUUGGCUUAUCCAACGCGCAACUGGAACGCAACAAGACCAAGGAGCAGUUGGAAGAAGAGAAGAAGAUCUCCCUCUCCAUCCGCAUCAAGCCCCUGAACAUCGACAACCUCUCCACUGAGAAGCUACGGAUAAAGGCCCAGGAGCUGUGGGACUGCAUCGUCAAACUCGAGACCGAGAAAUACGAUCUUGAGGAGAGGCAAAAGAGGCAGGACUACGACUUAAAAGAGCUCAAAGAAAGACAGAAGCAACAGUUGAGACACAAGGCCCUGAAGAAGGGUCUCGACCCAGAGGCACUCACAGGAAAGCACCCGCCCAAAAUCCAAGUAGCAUCCAAAUAUGAGCGGCGUGUGGACACACGGUCAUACGACGACAAAAAGAAGUUGUUCGAGGGUGACCUAGAGAAAUUGAACAAGGACUUCCUUGAGAAGGUCUGGCACGAGAGAGCCGAGCAGUUCGGAGGCAGGCAAAAGGCGAGACUGCCUAAAUGGUUCGGCGAGCGGCCCGGCAAGAAGAAGGGCGACCUCGAAUCCCCCGAAGGCGAGGAGGAUGUCAAGGCGGAGCCCGAGGAGGAGGAACCUUUGUACGAGCCCGAACCCGAGGAGGAGGAGGAGGUCGUAGAGGAGGAAGAAGAAGAGGAGGAAGAAGAGGAGGAGGAGGAAGAGGAAGAAGAAGAGGAGGAAUAAACACAAAACCACUCGAACUCAGUUGGGCAAGCUGCGCGGCGCGGAGGCGAGUCGGCGCGUUGUAACCAAUCCAUUAACUUAUUGCUAUUAUAAAUUAUUUUUAUUAUUUAUACUGUUGAUCACUACGUCGCCUACAUCUCAUGACGUCACAAUAAACUAAUUUAUUUCAUAA
Messenger RNA from Amyelois transitella, 1490 nucleotides. RefSeq names its product troponin T, skeletal muscle (gene TpnT). Gene Ontology annotation, cellular component: troponin complex. The record is from RefSeq and is a predicted model, not a curated record. Gene Ontology annotation, molecular function: tropomyosin binding. Bases 161 to 1318 code for a protein of 385 amino acids. NCBI's taxonomy places the organism in Eukaryota, Metazoa, Arthropoda, Insecta, Lepidoptera, Pyralidae. The transcript is spliced from 15 exons. Gene Ontology annotation, biological process: muscle contraction; regulation of muscle contraction; sarcomere organization.